Psylliodes chrysocephalus is the source of this 513-nucleotide messenger RNA. Lineage: Eukaryota; Metazoa; Arthropoda; Insecta; Coleoptera; Chrysomelidae. The record is from the annotation of a GenBank genome assembly.
AUGCACAAUAAUAGAAUGAAUAGUUAUGAUGAAAUAAAAUAUCCUAUGAUCCAACAUCUCCCCAGUAUUGCCAAAGACCUGUUACUAGACAUUUUUAAGGACACAGAUAGUCUGAUUUAUGAGCUUUAUCAAGAUCCGUAUGAAGUUAUAAGGCGUGAUUGCCAUCAGCACUUUGACACCUCAGACUACCCAGCUAAAAACAUCUACGAAAUUCCACAGGACAAUAAAAAGGUGCUAGGAAUGAUGAAAGAUGAAAAUAAUGGUGUUCCAAUGACCGAUUACAUAGGUCUUAGGUCUAAAUUAUACUCUACGAAGGUUUUGGUAACAGAUUACGAUAUUAUGAAAAAACGAUUGGAGUUGGAGGAGAAGGAGUAUGAUGAAGACGAGAUCGAUAUUAUUUUGAAAAAUGUUGGUGUAACAAAGAAGGCCAAGGGCGUAAAGGGUUCUGUGGUGAAAACUAUUAUAACAUUUGAUGAUUAUAUGAAUUGUCGAAGACUGUUUCACAAAAUUUGA